UGUGAGCAAGAGAUGCGUCGGCGAAGGCCAUAGCAAGUGCUAGGUGGAAAUAAAAGCGAUAGGCGACCUUUUCGGUAAAAGUGCAACGAAUAGCUGGCAAACCACGGCUAACUGGCUUUGAUGCACAUUCGGCGAUGCUAGCUAAGGCAAGUUAGAAUUAAGGCUUUUCCUAGCCAGCUAGCUUACAUUAGCUACAUCUUCAGUUGUUGCUAGCCGGCUAACUAACCGCGAGUUGAUUCUGGACACUUUCUUAGACUCUUUAGGCUAACCGUCGUUAUCAGUUUGUUAUAAAAGGAGGUAAAAUAUAUAAAUAUAUAUAUAUCUAUGUGAAAGUAACAGCGGAAUUAUAAUUUGGGAUAAAAUUAGCUUAUGUCGCUGCGAGAGGCUCAGUUAGUCCAAGGAGUCCUUACUGACACGAUAACAAAAGAUCAAAAUGAGAUAUAAUUAGCUAACAAUUCAAAUGUUUUUACGUGUCGCUUUUUCGUCAUGUUUUGUUUGCCUCUGUCGCCAAAAAUAAGCACUUUGGAGAUGUGACGAAUAGGAAAAGAGUGGUGAUCUAGAGCUGCCUGUGCAUUGACACGACCUCUUGACCUCAUCUUCAGCAUGAAUGGUGAUAUGCCUCAUGUUCCCAUCACUACUCUUGCUGGAAUUGCUAGCCUAACAGACUUGUUGAACCAGUUGCCUCUGCCUUCUCCUCUCCCUGCCACCACCGCUAAGAGCCUGCUUUACAAUGGAAGGAUCUCUGAAGAAGUCAGCAGUCUGCUGGUGUGUCGAGAUGAGAGUUUGGUGACUCAGCUGGCACACAGUCUUAACCAGGUCUCCACCGAACACAUAGAGCUGAAGGACAACCUUGGAAAUGAUGAACCUGAGGGAGAUAUGCCACUGCUGCUUCAGACUUUACUUUCCAGGAAUCCCACAGUCUUCGGGGACAAAAGUGUUUUGCAACAGCCACUGAUACAACAGUUUAAGAAUCAAGUUCAUGGAAGUCCUGGAUUAAACUAUCAGCAAACCCCUGUCUCUCAAAGUCCCUCUGGAUGCUUUGCAUCCCCACAGUCUGGAUCAGCCACUCAGUUUGUGGCCCAGCAGAACAGUCCUAUCCCGAGUCCCUAUACUCCUCAGAGUCCUGCUGACUACAUGCAGUACAACCCACCCAGUUAUUCUCAUCAGCAAGUUGGUAGUGGUGUGAGUAAUAUCCACAACAACAAAGUCCCUGGGCAGCUAUCAAGCACUUCAUCUAAUCAUAAUAGAAGACAAGGCUCAGAUGACGGCUACGUAAACGCGCCUCACAGAUUGGGAAAUGAGGAGAAGGACUUACCGAUGAAGGCUGCCACAUCUACAGUUAAAUCAUCUCAGUCUGCAUGCACUCCUGCUGGAAAUGAAGAGACUAUAAAAAAGUCCAGGCCUCCUCUGAUAAUGCAGUCGCAUCUGCUUGAUGUGCCACAAGGUGCACAGCCUGACCUGGUCCUCUCCAUGUCCGACCGCCGAAAGAGGCAUAGGGAGAAGAGCAGAGAAGAAAAUGAGCAUAUGGACAAAAAUGCUUUGUAUGAUAUCGUUAGCUCUCCGUCAAAAGAUUCCACUAAGCUGACUUUGAAGCUUUCCCGGGUGAAGACGCCAGAUGUGAAUCCGACUGAAGAGUGUCCCCAGAAGUCUCAUGUGGACUCGGAUCACACUACAGUUGUGACAAACAGUAAUAGUAACCCCUCACCAAGUGCACCUCAUGGCUUUUCACGCAAGCUGGAGGAUGAGCAGCACACAAACAGUCAGCAGGUUGCUGUGCAACCAAAUAGCAAGGAUAAUGAAGACAGCGGUGCUGCGCUUGACGAUUCUGAGGUGGAUGCACUUGCAGACGUGGAGAGAAUAGAACGCGAGUCAGCCAAUGAAAAAGAGCGCGGUUCGAAAGAAGUCCAAGACAAAGACAAGCCGCUGAAAAAACGUAAACAAGACACAUAUCCUCAGGAACCUGGAGCUGAGGCAAGCGAAGGGCCUGCCGUACACAAAGGAAACAACUCCAGCAAGCUGACGCCCAAGAAGUCCAGCUCUGCAAACAAUGGUGCUGGUCGGCCGGCCCUGAUGGUCAGUAUUGAUCUGCAGCAAGCCGGCAGAAUAAUCGAGCAGCCUGUAGUUGUGUUGGAACCACAGCCGCUGUGUGAGCAACAUCUACGUCAUCUCAAAACUAACCUUGACGGAAAGGCCAAUAAGGACGUUGGAAACAGACCCGCCAUCAUCAAGCAGCCUCCUAACAGCGCGGAGAAGUCCCUCUCAGGUGGACCACCAGAGUCUCGCAGGCUGAAGCAGGAAAGUCAGCGAGUGUCGAAACCGAAACACGAAAGCAACAGGGGACACUCCAAUGACAGGCGCUCAGACAUGGUGCGCCAGAAGCACGACCAGCACUCCAACUCACUCCACAAAGAAGAAAAGAACAACAACAGCCACCGGUCCAGCAGGCCUGAGACUCCAAAGAGCUCUGGCAGGGCGGACUACAACUCCAGAUGCGACGAUGACAAAGUCAGGCAUAAAGAAAGGAAUAAGGAAAAACAGAGGGUCAGAGAGGAAGACAAGCAUAGAGAUAGAAACAAAACCAGGGACAGAGACAAAAGCAAAGAGGUAGAAGGGCCAAGAGAAGCAGAAAUCGACAAAGACAGACACAAGGACAGGGAGCAAGACAAAGACAGAGAGAAAGAAAGCAUUGAGGACAAAACUAGAAGUAGAGACAAAGACAAGGGAAGAAACAGGGACAAAAUUAGAGAUGUAGACAAACCGAGAGAGAAAGAAAAAGACAAAGAGAGAGAAAAAGACAAAGACAGACAUAGGGAGAGAACCAAAGGUAAGGAAAGAGACAGGAACAGGAAACGCAAAACAAAGGAAGAUCCUGACAAAACCUCACCUGAUCAGAACCCUAAACCUGACAAACCAUCUGACCUCAAUGGUCGACACAGAGCUGGUGAAUCCAGCCCCCCCAGACAGACCCCUCCAAAAAAGGAAAACCGGACAAAUGGGGACGGCAGCAUUAGCUGCUUGCCUGGAAACAGGCGGAAUUCCUUGGACCCAAAACCUUGUGAGUUCCCCCAGUACCUGCUCGGUGGUCAAUCAGGAAGUCUCAAGAACUUUGUGAUCCCUAAAAUAAAAAGAGACGCGCCAGAUAAGGAUCUCCAGCUGAAGAGAAAGCUGUUAGAAAGCCGGAGCGAACCCCUCGUGAGGUUGGAGCGGGUUUCCUUAGUUAACAGCUUAAACAAAAGAAGCAAACCUGUUGUGGUUCUGCGGAGGCUCAGCGUUGAGGAGGUGAAAAGGAUCAUCAGGGAAAGCAAGAGUUCCAGAUCCAAGAAAUGGUCCUCAAAAGGGACAUUUGAGGGGACAAACAAACGAAGACACGGUUCAGUUGGAAAACGAUCCAGUUAUGCUGAGAUGAACUCAGAGGAUGAAGAUGAAAACGCUGAAUCUGAGUCUGACAUUGAAUCUUCAAGGAAAAGGUUGAAGAAGGACCACGACAGGACUUGGAAAUGCGAGGAGAAAAGGGGAUCAAAGGAUCAUCAGAGGAGUGGAGGUUUUCAUAACUCACGCCGAGGUUCUGUUGGUCGCCAUCGUUUUGAUGAAGAUUCGGAUAGAGAGUCCCCCCCACCAAGCCUAAGUGACAUUGCCAGGAAAAUGAAGAAAAAGGAAAAACAGAAGAAAAAGGUGGUUUAUAAUUCCAGUAUGACAACAGAAGAAAUGAUGGACUCCUCUACAUUUAAGAGAUUCACAGCCAGCAUGGACAACAUUCUGGAGAGCCUGGAGGAUGUGGAUCUCAACGAAACAGAAGACGACGACGAUGAAAUCCCUCCAGAAUAUUUACUUGGAAAGCAACAGUUGAGUGAGUUAAGCAGCGAUUCUAACAAGAUCAAAAUGAUGGGUAUCUUUAAUAAGUUUUCUUCUUCUAAAAUGGUGAAAAUUUUGAAUAUACUGGAAAAGAACAUUCAGGACAGUGUCAAACUGUCCACCUUGAUGAGUCAGGAUAACGAGUCGAUGGAUGAAGAGCGAUUGUGGCGCGACCUCAUAAUGGAAAGAGUGACCAAAUCUGCCGACGCCUGUCUGACUGCACUGAAUAUAAUGACAUCUCCCCGCAUGCCCAAAGCGGUUUACAUCGAGGAUGUGAUUGAAAGGGUGUUGCAGUUCACCAAGUUCCACCUGCAGAACACUUUGUACCCUCAGUAUGACCCCGCCUACAGGCUGGAUCGCCACGGAGGUGGCUCUUCAAAGUCCAAGAAAGCCAAGUUUUCCUCCCACAAACAGAAAGUGGUCGUCGUGCUCUACAACAAAGUGUGUGAUAUCAUCAGCAACAUCUCAGAGCUCCUUGAAAUCCAACUGCUAACCGACACCACCAUUCUCCAGGUUUCAAACCUUGGCAUCACACCCUUUUUUGUGGAGAAUGUCAGCGAACUGCAGUUAUGCGCCAUCACAUUAGUGACAGCAGUGUUCUCCCGCUACGAAAAGCACAGGCAGCUCAUUCUUGAGGAGAUUUUUAACUCCCUGGCAAGAUUGCCUACAAAUAAACGCGGUCUCAGGAACUUCAGGCUUAACAACUGCGAUUCAGAUGGAGAGGGAUUGUACAUCCAGAUGGUUUCAGCCCUCGUUCUUCAGCUCAUUCAGUGUGUGGUUCGCCUUCCAUUUGAGAAAGAGAACGAGGACGAACAAAAAAAGAAGGUGGACAAAGAUGUCUUCAUAACAAACUCCUAUGAAACUGCCAUGAGGACAGCACAGAACUUUCUCUCGGUGUUCCUCAAAAAAUGUGGCAGUAAACAGGGAGAAGAUGAUUACAGGCCUCUCUUUGAGAACUUCAUUCACGAUCUACUGUCUGCAGUAAACAAACCUGAGUGGCCUGCAGCUGAGCUGCUGCUUAGCUUACUGGGGCGACUGCUGGUGCACCAAUUCAGUAACAAGCAAACAGAGAUGGCGCUCAGGGUGGCAUCGUUGGACUACCUCGGCACGGUUGCGUCUCGUCUCCGCAAGGAUGCUGUCGCUAACAAGAUGGACCAAAAGGAUAUAGAUCGCAUUCUAAGAGAGACUCCUGGCAGUGACGAGAUACAACAACUUCAGAAAGCUCUGCUGAGCUUUCUAGAUGAAAGCUCCGACACAGAUCCAGCUUUAGCAUUUGCAAGGAAUUUUUAUAUUGCCCAGUGGUACAGAGACACCACAACAGAAGUGGAGAAAGCACUGAAGUCCCAAAAUGACGACGAGGACACGAAGUUUCAUCAUCUCUCCAAAGAGGAUGAUUCAACCGAGGAGAUAGUGCAGAAAGCAGAGAGCAGGAAGAAGUUCCUUCGCAAGGUCAUCAAGACCUCAUCAUCAAAUAUCACCUCUCAAAGGAUGAACUCUGACACAGUAGACUACGAGGACUCCUGCCUGAUUGUUAGAUAUCUGGCCUCUAUGAGGCCAUUUGCACAAAGCUUUGAUAUUUAUUUAUCACAAAUAUUGAGGGUGCUGGGGGAGAGUGCCAUUGCAGUCAGAACUAAAGCGAUGAAGUGUCUUUGUGAGGUCGUGGCUGUUGAUCCCAGUAUUCUGGCUCGGCUGGAUAUGCAGCGCGGCGUUCAUUGCCGCCUCAUGGACAACUCCACCAGUGUUCGGGAAGCAGCGGUAGAACUCCUCGGCCGCUUUGUGUUAAGUCGACCGGAGCUCAUUGAGCAGUACUAUGACAUGCUCAUAGAAAGAAUACUGGACACUGGCAUUAGCGUGAGAAAAAGAGUCAUCAAAAUCCUGAGGGACAUCUGCCUGGAGCUGCCAGACUUCCACAAAAUCACAGAGAUGUGUGUGAAGAUGAUCCGCAGAGUCAAUGACGAAGAAGGGAUCAAGAAACUGGUAAACGAGACAUUCCAGAAACUUUGGUUUUCCCCCACGCCAAACCAUGACAAGGAAGCCAUGACCAGAAAAAUCCUCAAUAUAACAGAUGUGGUGUUAGCGUGUAAAGAUUCAGGCUAUGAUUGGUUUGAGCAGCUGCUGCAAAAUCUGCUGAAGUCUGAGGAGAAUGCUUCAUACAAACCGGCCAAGAAAGCCUGCGUUCAGCUUGUGGACAAUUUAGUGGAGCACAUUCUGAAAUAUGAUGAGUCUCUUGCAGAUUGUGAGGAAAAGGGAAUAAAUUCCAGCCGUCUGGUGUCAUGCAUAACCACUCUUUUACUUUUUACUAAAAUCCGACCUCAGUUAAUGAUCAAACAUGCCAUGACCAUUCAGCCUUACCUCACCACCAAAUGCAACUCUCAGAAUGUCUUCAUGGUGAUUUGCAACGUGGCCAAAAUCCUCGAGUUGGUGGUUCCUCUGAUGGAAAACCCCAGCGAGACUUUUCUGACGACGAUAGAGGAGGACCUGAUGAAGCUCAUUGUCAAACACGGCAUGACGGUUGUUCAGCAUUGUGUGAGUUGUCUUGGCGCUAUUAUCAACAAAGUAACUCACAACUACAAGUUUGUCUGGGCUUGUUUUAACCGGUUCUAUGGGGCUCUGGCUAAACUCAAGACGCAGCUUCAGGAAGACCCCAGCUCCUCCACUCUGGCGACUAACAAACCCACUCUGCUGCGCGCCCUCUUCACUGUGGGGGCUCUCUGUCGACACUUCGACUUUGACCAAGAAGAGUUCAAGGGUGCUAACAAAAUUGUCAUAAAGGAUAAGGUAUUGGAGCUUCUGCUGUGCUUUACCACUCAUGAGGAAGAAGAGGUCCAGAUCAAGGCUAUCAUUGGCCUGGGGUUCCAGUUCAUCAUGCAUCCUGAGCUCAUGUUUGUCCAAGACGUGAAGGUUUUGUACAACAACAUCCUGUCAGACGAGAACAGCAGCGUUAACCUGAAGAUCCAGAUUCUCAAAAACCUGCAGACUUACCUGCAGGAGGAGGAUUCUCGAAUGCAAGAAGCUGACCGUGAAUGGAAGAAGCAAGCCAAGCAAGAGGAUCUGAAGGAAAUGGGGGACGUCUCAUCGGGCAUGAGCAGCUCCAUCAUGCAGAUUUACCUGAAGCAGGUGCUGGAGUCCUUCUUCCACUCACACUCCACGGUGCGGCACUUUGCCCUGAACGUCAUCACGCUGACACUCAAUCAGGGCCUCAUCCAUCCCGUUCAGUGCGUCCCUUACUUAAUUGCCAUGGGAACAGAUCCAGAGCCAACGAUGAAGAACAAAGCAGACCAGCAACUGGUGGAGAUUGACAAGAAAUAUUCAGGCUUCAUCCAUAUGAAGGCAGUUGCAGGGUUGAAGAUGUCUUAUCAGGUGCAGCAGGCCAUAAAUGGAUCCAAGGAUGUGGUGAUCCGAGGUUACCGGCACGAUGACUCUGACUCCGCCCUCUGCUCUCAUCUUUACACCAUGGUCCGUGGGAACCGACAACACAGGCGCGCUUUCCUCAUCUCUCUGCUCAACCUGUUUGAUGACAGCUCUAAAGCAGAGGUGAACAUGCUGCUGUUUAUAGCAGACAACUUGGCCUGCUUCCCGUACCAAACCCAGGAUGAGCCUCUUUUCAUCAUGCACCACAUCGACAUUACUCUGUCUGUGUCUGGUAGCAACCUGCUCCAGUCUUUCAAUGAGUGUUUACGGAAGGAGCCUGUCAGGCCAGAGAAGAAGGUGAAGACAAAAAAGCGGAAAAAGCAGCAUUCCAGAAGAAGGAAAAACAGCUCAGAUGAAGACGAGGAUUCGGACAGUGAUGGCAGCAACAGCAAAUCCAGUAGCAGCGAUGAAGAUGAGGAUGUGAUUCGCAGGAGGAAAAAGUCGGCGGACUCUGACUCGGAUUUGGAGGACGAGGACACAGUCAUCAACCGACUGCCUGAGAACAGCAUCCCUCUGCUGGAGUUUGCCAGCGCCUCCCAGGGCAUCCUGCUGCUGCUGGUGCUCAAGCAGCAUCUGAAAAACCUGUAUGGCUUCUCAGACAGCAAAAUCCAGAAGUAUUCACCGACAGAGUCUGCAAAGGUUUACGACAAGGCCGUGAACAGAAAGUCCAAGGUGCACUUCAACCCGGCGCAGACACUGGAUUACCUUAAGAGGAAUCUAACCAGCUCCAGUCUCAGCCAAGAAUUAAAGAGGAAUAUCGUCAAACAGUACCUGAACUUCAAGGUUCUGAUGGAGCACUUAGAUCGUGAGGAAGAGGAAGAAGAUGGGGGUGAAGCAAACGCCAACGCCAGAAACAAAGCCAUCACUUCGCUUCUGAAGGUGACAAAACCCCGGAACCACAACACCAGUAAUCACGCCGCUCCAGUUGAGUCAGAGGAAGAGGAGAGCGAUGAUGAAGACCCUCCUCCGCAAAAAUCAAGGAAAGGUGGGGAUGUGGAGGAUUCAAAGGAGACAGUGGAAGUCAUGGACGUUGUUGCCAUCUUCUAUCCCAAAUAUAAAGACAGACCGCAGAUCGCCAAGGUCGUCCAGAAGACCAGGCAUGGCUACAGCAUACACUGGAUGACAGGAUCUUACUCCGGGGCGUGGGCUGUAGCAAAAAAACGGGACGGCCGGAAAAAGGUCCCCUGGGUCGACAAUAUCAAGGAGUCGGACAUUAUUUACAAGAAAAUCUCCUUGACGAGUGGACAAAAGCUGACGAACAAAGUGGCACAGACGUUACGGGCGCUGUAUGCGGCCAAGGAGGGCGCUAAGAGUUAAUACCUGAAAAUACUGUAUGAGACAGUCCUCACUACACAAAUCCACUGUUACAUACAGAAAAGGCAAGCCUCUUUAGAUGAACCCUUUUUAAAACACUUAUGCUUCUCACAGUUAUGGUGAACAGAAGUUAGAGAAGGAAAUGUUUGGGAAAACAUUGUGUGGGAGUUCCUUCGCUGUCGUGCAGCAACAUGGUCGUCUGGUUUUUACUCUCACUGUAAUAUAGUUUAACUAAAAAACAUGUUUAUAUCUGAACAUAAUUCUGUAAAAUAUGAAGUGAAUGUUGAAAAUUAGUGUAUUGAUGAUGUUCUUAAUAAAGUGUUUUUGGAGUUAUAACUAGCA
Molecule: messenger RNA, 8919 nt
Organism: Oryzias latipes (Japanese medaka)
Lineage: Eukaryota; Metazoa; Chordata; Actinopteri; Beloniformes; Adrianichthyidae
Product: nipped-B-like protein B
Biological process (GO): chromatin looping; brain development; embryonic viscerocranium morphogenesis
Cellular component (GO): Scc2-Scc4 cohesin loading complex
Molecular function (GO): cohesin loader activity; chromatin binding
Source: RefSeq, a predicted model, not a curated record